CCACUAGUCUUCAGAGGUAUGCUGGCGGCCAUCAUCCACCGCCAGCCCUCCUGGGAGAUGGAGCUCCCCGUGGUACCGUCCCCACCGAUGAAAACCAAGCCACCGGUCUUGAGCGUCUCCAGAUCCUUGGACAUAUGGAUGGCGUUGAUGUUUUCGAGAUGCAGCCUUUGGAAGUGACCCGACUCGGGACCAAGGCAGAUCCAAUUGUCGUCAGGUCUUUUGCUCCUCUCCGACAAGUUGGUUGCACCGGUUUCCCAGUCGAUUCUCACGACACAAUCUGGCUUAACCUCACUAAAGAUAAGCGCAGCCGGUGCCCAGAAUGCGGGUCAGUCUACUCCAUGGACUUCCAGGGUAAGGAAACUCAUCACCACUAAGAAUGGAAACCCAUCACGACCCUACCAAAAAUGUUGGUUACGUUGCCCUGAGUGUGUCCAACUUCUGUAGAAAGUGACGGGUAAAAAAAUUACUUCAGUGGAGACCAAACACCCCAUCUCUCUCAACGUCCAUGAUACACGCUUUCCCACUAUAUGCCGUGUGAGAUAAUUUUCAGUCAAUUGCAGUGAAUAUCAUUUGACAGUAGAAGUCA
This is a messenger RNA of Cantharellus anzutake, 586 nucleotides long. RefSeq names its product Zncox4. Gene Ontology annotation, biological process: mitochondrial electron transport, cytochrome c to oxygen. Gene Ontology annotation, cellular component: mitochondrial envelope. The transcript has 3 exons. The coding region runs from base 135 to 374 and encodes 79 amino acids. The record is from RefSeq and is a predicted model, not a curated record. Lineage: Eukaryota; Fungi; Basidiomycota; Agaricomycetes; Cantharellales; Hydnaceae.